AUGAGCUUCAAAGCCGAUCACCCGCUGGUGCGCCGCGCGGCGUUUCGAAGAACUUUUUUUGGGACUGCGCGUCGCUCCGGGAAGGCGACGCCGACGGGCGCCGCGGCCGCGAAACGACCGCGGCGCCCCCGGCGCGCGUCACCGAAAGCCUGCGGACGCGCGCGCGAUGCGCGAGAGAGGCCGCGCCCGCGCCCGCGCCACCGCGCCGCCGCCGCGCAGGACCGCCGCCGCUCCGAGAGCGACCGCAUCCGCGCCAAGUACCCCGACCGCGUGCCCGUCAUCUGCGAGCGGGCCGACCGGAGCGACGUGCCCGACAUCGACAAGAAGAAGUACCUCGUGCCCGCGGACCUAACGGUGGGCCAGUUCAUCUACGUCAUCCGUAAACGCAUCAAGCUGCCGCCCGAGAAGGCCAUCUUCAUCUUCGUCGACAACGUCAUCCCGCCGACGGCGUCGCUCAUGUCGGCCGUCUACGAGGUCCAGAAGGACGAGGACGGCUUCCUCUACGUGACGUACUCGGGCGAGAACACGUUCGGCUAG
Messenger RNA from Pelagomonas calceolata, 537 nucleotides. NCBI's taxonomy places the organism in Eukaryota, Pelagophyceae, Pelagomonadales, Pelagomonadaceae. The record is from the annotation of a GenBank genome assembly.